Messenger RNA from Ilex paraguariensis (yerba mate), 2710 nucleotides. The record is from the annotation of a GenBank genome assembly. Lineage: Eukaryota; Viridiplantae; Streptophyta; Magnoliopsida; Aquifoliales; Aquifoliaceae.
CCACCGAAUGAAACCCCCAGGACCCUAGCGGUUCAAACCCAUUUAUAUAGCCACAAGCCAGUUAUCUCGAGCUCAAAUCUGAAUCAUAACACCAGAGUCGCAGCACCACUUUACUUCCGUCCAUCAUCAGAAUUGUGAGAAUGGAAGAUCCGGAUGAUGAGUGGGAAUAUACAUCACCAGAAAGUGAAGGUAAAGUGAAUUGGAUCUUAAACAGAGGUCUGGGGCUGGGAAAGAAGGUUGUGAUCACAGCUAUUGUGAUCUCAUCUGCACCCGUGGUUCUUCCUCCACUUUUGAUGAUAUCUACUCUUGGGUUUGCAUUUUCGGUUCCAUUUGGGGUUGUCUUUGCGACUUAUGCUUGCACUGAGAAGCUCAUGAGCAAGUUGCUUCCGUCGCCAGCAUCUUCUCUUAUGUUGGAGUAUGAGACUGUAUAUGCUGACGAAGAGGGUGAUGAAGAAGAAUAUGGAGAAGAAGAGGGUGAUGAGGAAGAAUAUGGAGAAGAGGAGGAUUUAAGUUUUGAAGGAGUUGUGACGGACACAGUGUCUACUGAUGAAGAGGAAGAAGAAGCAAAAGAAGAAGAAGAAAAAGAGAAAGGAGAAAAAGAGGAUGUGGGUUCUGAAGGAGUUGUAAUGGACAGAGUGUAUACCGAUGAAAAGGAAGAAGAAGAAGAGGAAGAGGAAGGAGAAAAAGAGGAUGUGCGUUUUGGAGAAAAUGUAACAGAAGAUGAAGAAACAGAAAAGACAGAGGAUGCAAAGAAAAGGUUAGAGAUGAGGGUUGAAUUGGAAGAUGAUGGAAGCAAAGAAAUUCCAGGAGGAGAUAUUCUGCAGGAGGAAGAUGAUCCUGCAACGAAAGCUGUGAAACAUUGCAUGCAAGAACCAAUGGAGGAAGUGGAUUAUAAUGUGAAGGAAGAGGGGCAUGAGGAAGAUGUCGGCGAGUACUUAGACGAUAAAGAGCCCAUGAAAGGGGUUCAUACAGAAAUGGGAGUAAGAAAAGAGGGAAAGCAGGAAUCAGUGGUAGACCAAAGCAAUGUUGAGGAAUUCUCUGUUGAAGUGCGGCGAGUUGUGGUUGUAGCUGAGGGAGAUGAGAGCAAUGGUAGCAGUGUUGCACAAAAGGAGGAUGUAGUCGUCGUGGCAAGGAAACUUGUGGAAGAUCCAAGGAGUAAGGGAGAGGUGUUUGGAAAGGAUAAAAAGGAGGAAUUAGAGAGAGAGACUACAGCGUUGUUGAUAAAAAUCAGGGAUGAAGAUAAUUCUAGUAACAUUGUGAAGGAGGAAGAGCAUAGCAUUGGAGAAUUUUGUGGAGUUGAGGAGGACAAGAAAAAUUUCAGGUGCAUAGAUGAAAUAGAGAAACUAUCUGAAGAUAAUAAUGUAGAAGUAGAGAAACUUAUGGAGAAGAUUAAGGGAACAGAUUGGCAAAAGAGAAAUAAACAAAUUUUAAAAGAAAAUCAGGAAAACAAGGACAAGAUUGGGGGACCAUUUGGAAAUAAAAAGCUGGAAUUUGAGAAACUUAAUGGGGUGACGGAAGGAAUUCAUGGAGAAAAUAUAGGUGAGGCAAUUUCACAGGAAAGCAAAGGGAUACAUAGCAAAAAUGGGGAAAAUGCGCGUAAUGUACCAGAGGUCAGACAAGUUGGUCGGAAGAAAGGUAGAAGACAAGGAAACAGAGAUGCGAGGAAUGGUCACGAGUUUGUUGGAGUUGGUAAGCCAGUUGGGGACCAGAAUGAAAGGAUAAAUGGAAAGCGCCUGGGAGGAGGAGUUGAAAGCUUAUUAGCAGAAGAGGAGCAGAAACUCGAGUUAGGCAAAAAUGAAGUAUUGCAAGGAGCUAGAUUUAAGGUUCCUAUAGCUACAGAUGCACCUGAGGAUCUUAGCUUGGAAGGGGAUGCAAAUAUGAUCAAUUCAAAUGCAGCUGAAAGAGGAAUUUCUAAUGACAGUGAUCUCAAUGUGGCCGAUGACAGAAAUGCAACCAUUGGCCACUCCAACAGUGCAGUUCACAAAACCCCUGAAGGUGAGAAUGAGAAGGCGACAGAUAGCUCUUCAGGUGAAAAUGAAGAUUUCCUGAAGCUACCUGUUUCAUCAGGGAAACCUGUGCCCAAACAUUCUGAAAUUGCUUCCGAAAUGGAGGCGGUAAUUCCUCCAAAGGUGCUGCUCAGCGAGGAGAAACUAUGGGAACAGAUUAACUCGAUGCGAAUAAUUGUUGGUUACAGAGCUGCACGUCAUCCAACUUGUGUGGAUGAAUUAAAGGCGCUCUACAUCUUUACUGGAGUGGAGCCACCACAAUCUUUUGAAGAUCCUGGUGAUCUUCUAGAAGUCAAUGAGAAGCUUCAGUUUCUCAUGUCCAUAGUUGGAGUGAAGUAGAUUAUCAAUGUCGUACCUACUUGACAUGCUUGAUGUUUUUGAAACGUUAAAGUUUUUGAGAUGUUUUGCUAUGAAUAUGAUCUUUGUCAUGGGCAUCGUUCACCGAAUUCUUUCAAUGUUAAAGGGUAUGGUGAUGUAGGACGCUUUUAUUUUAGUAUGCUGGUGUCAUUUGAAACCAGCCUGAAUAAGUUGGCCUUAAUCUGUGAGUACCCAAGUAGCAUUGAAAACUGUAGAAUCAAUCUAUGGAACCUUGAGGUGCUAGGUUGGGUUGAGCGAUUAUUUUCCAUAGAUCGGUUUGUUUGGAAAAAUUCUGUAUUCGGAAAACCAAGGAGAAGGCAGCAUCUGCUAAGAUGGUAAAUUGGUUU